Caenorhabditis bovis is the source of this 780-nucleotide messenger RNA. The record is from the annotation of a GenBank genome assembly. Lineage: Eukaryota; Metazoa; Nematoda; Chromadorea; Rhabditida; Rhabditidae.
AUGUUGGGUAGUGUCCUUCGCACGGCAGUGUCGAGACAAAUCUCGCGAAGCGCUCCAAUCUCGACGAGUACGGUUGCCGCGGAAAAAGCCGUCACCGAGAAGAAGAAGCCAACAAUUUGGAAGAUUGAUGAGAAAAAACGCGAUCGUUUGGCGAACUUCGGCCGGUACGCGGCCGAUUGCCUUCCGAAAUUCGUGCAGCGCGUUCAAUUCGCCGCCGGCGACGAGCUCGAGCUGCUCAUCCAUCCUUCCGGCGUCGUUCCGGUGUUGAGCUUCCUCAAAGGCAACCAUUCGGCGCAGUUCACAAAUCUCACAUUCAUCACCGGAAUGGAUGUGCCAACCCGUCAAAAUCGCUUCGAGGUCAUCUAUUCGCUGUUUUCGGUGCGCUUCAACGCCCGCAUUCGCGUCAGGACCUACACCGACGAGAUCGCGCCGCUCGACUCGGUGACGUCGGUAUUCCGAGGCGCCAAUUGGUACGAGCGCGAAGUGUAUGAUAUGUAUGGAGUCUGGUUCAACAAUCACCCGGAUUUGAGACGCAUUUUGACCGAUUAUGGAUUCGAGGGCCAUCCGUUCCGAAAAGAUUACCCGCUUUCCGGAUACACCGAGAUUCGCUAUGAUCCAGAGUUGAAACGCGUCGUGUACGAGCCAUCCGAACUCGCGCAAGAGUUCCGCAAAUUCGAUCUCGACACUCCGUGGGAGACAUUCCCCAACUUCCGCAACGAAUCAAUGACCAGCGGCUACGAGACGAUUCACGAGCCGGCGGCGCCACAGGAGAAAAAGUAG